Liolophura sinensis is the source of this 2924-nucleotide messenger RNA. RefSeq names its product signal recognition particle subunit SRP72-like. Bases 22 to 1995 code for a protein of 657 amino acids. Gene Ontology annotation, cellular component: signal recognition particle, endoplasmic reticulum targeting. Lineage: Eukaryota; Metazoa; Mollusca; Polyplacophora; Chitonida; Chitonidae. The record is from RefSeq and is a predicted model, not a curated record. Gene Ontology annotation, molecular function: protein binding; ribosome binding; 7S RNA binding. Gene Ontology annotation, biological process: SRP-dependent cotranslational protein targeting to membrane. The transcript is spliced from 17 exons.
CCCCAUCAGAAGAUCGCCAGCAUGGCACAAGAAGUGAAUAUCGCUGGACUUUAUGCGGAUUUGAACCGUUUUGGACAAAGUCAGGAGUAUGAAAGAGCUGUCAAGGUUGCGAACAAAAUUUUGCAAGAAAAUGCAGAAGAAAAACUCGCUUUUCACUGCAAGGUUGUGUGUCAGAUACAGCUCGGAAGAUUUGAUGAUGCUUUAACUGCUAUACACAAGCAGUCAAGCCUCUCAGGAAACUUGCAGUUUGAAAAAGCCUACUGUGAGUAUCGUCUCAACAGGACAAAAGAAGCCUUAGCCACUCUACGAGCUUUUUCUAACCCAGACUACAGGUGCAAAGAGCUUCUGGCGCAAGUACUUUACAGACUUGAGCAGUAUAAUGAAUGCUUUCAACUUUAUAAGGAGCUCAUCAAAAACUCAGAGGAUGACUUUGAUGAGGAAAGGGAGACUAAUCUGGCAGCAGUCGUGGCAUCCCUUCAACUCUGGCAAGAUGAAGAUGUCGAGGAUCCUGGUAUUGAAGAAAAAUCCUAUGAGCUGUGUUAUAACAGUGCCUGUUACCUGAUAGGGAAGGGCGACAUCAAAGGAGCAGAGCACAGUCUGAAAAAGGCUGAAAUUUUAUGUCGUAAAAGUUUUGAAGAUGACCCUGAUGCUACUGAAGAAGAUGUGCUGGCAGAGCUUGGAAUAAUUCGUGUUCAACUAGCUUAUGUCAAACAACUCCAGAGGAAGGAAGAGGAGGCACUGCAGAUAUACAACCAAGUCCUCAAACAAAAACCCACAGAUGUAGGCCUUGUGGCAGUUGCAUCUAAUAAUGUGGUUACUAUCAACAAGGAUCAAAACAUGUUUGACUCUAAGAAGAAGAUCAAAGUCGCAACCUCAUCAGGUCUUCACCAGAAGCUGUCUGCUGAGCAGAGGAAGAGCAUUGCCAUGAACCAGUGUCUGCUGCAUAUGUACACAAACCAGGGUGAUCAGUGCAAACGACUGGCAACAAGCCUACAGAAUCAGUACCCUGAGUCGGAGACACCACUGCUCAUACAGGUGGCACAGUUUGUCAGGGACAAGCAGAUUCCCAAGGCCAUCCAACUUCUCCAGGGUAAAAGCAGCUCUGGUACUGACAUCACAGCAAAGUUAACCAUGGCUCAGCUGUGCCUGGCCCAGGGGAGUGUGUCAAAGGCUUGUGACGCACUUAGAUCCCUGGGGGACCUCUCAUAUAAACCUGGGGUGGUGUCAGCACUGGUCACGUUGUACAGGAGUCAGGAGGACCAUCAGGCAGCUCUGGAUGUCCUCACAGGUGCCCUGAACUGGUACAGGAAGAACGCCCCCGAGUCCCCAGAGUUCUGGUCACUCAUGCGGGCCACCUCCAACCUCUACCUGAAGAACGGCAAUGCCAAGCAGGCCGCACAGCUCCUGGAGGAGAUCAGGAAAACAAAACCUAAAGAUCCUCGUAUCCUGGCUCAGCUGAUAACGGCCUACGCUCAGUUUGACUCCAAAAGGUCACAGGAAGUGAGCAGGGAUUUACCAUCAGUAGAGGAAAUAGCUUCCAGUGUUGAUGUGGAGUCUCUGGAAGCUUCAUUUAACAUCCUAGGCCCGAAGUACAUGAAGAAGCUGCAGAAAGCAGAAGGGGGUCAGGCAUCUCCAGGGGGACCGUCUGGGGAUAUGCUGAUUCAAAAGAAGAAGAAAAAGAAGAGGAAGAAAGGUAAACUGCCAAAGGACAUGGAUUCUGCCAUUGACCCAGAGAGGUGGCUUCCCAAAAGAGAGCGUUCAUAUUACCGGGGCAAGCGAAAGGACAAGAGGAAGGAUAUAGGUAAAGGUACACAAGGUGCUUCUCCAGCAGUAGACAGUGACCCCAGUAAAACUUCCUCAAACCCAGGGAGUGAAGCCAGUUCUCCACGCCCCGGUGCAGUAGGCCCCUCCCCCCAGUCGGCACCUGGGCCGCGCCAGCAAAAGCCGCAGGCUGCUCAGAAAAAGAAGAAAAAGAAGGGUGGUAAAGGGUGGUAGUAGGGACAGAUACUCUGGAGAUCAGUUUGGGCUGUGAAUGGCUUUCUCCAUAAUGUUCAACAAGCAUAGUCCAUAAUUCAUUUUGUCAGGACUUUUGUUAAACAAAUGACCAUGUUCCAGUCAUAAGGGAGCAAGGUGAUAUGAUCAAAGAGAAAAAAAAUGAUCAGAAUACAUAAAAAAUGAAAGUGUGCCCUGAUGCUUCUUUGGCCUUGACAGUACUGUACAUCAGCUAUUGACAUUAACACGUACCCAAUGCAAAAUGUUCUUUGUGAACCCGCAGAAUCAGGUGUUAAUGAAGUAUGAUUCAUUCAUCUGAUGAUCACAUAUGAAUCAGGUGUGUAAUUGUUACAAAAUUCAGACAGGUACUCACAAUAGCAAAAUGUAACAGUUAUUUUGUGACAAUUUGUUACCUUUACUUAUUGAUCUUUAAUAGCCUGGGCAAUAAAUCGAAGCAAAGCAUGUCAUCUUAGUUAUUAAGGAAAUUACAGUACAAAAAUGGUCCACACAUUAGUGGAAUGUAACAUAAGAAUAAUAUGUAUCAGGAUUUCUACAGGGCUAAGAACGGACUUUUGACGCUAGUAGAUUUCCAUGAAUGUACAAGAGUUCAAAGGUUACCGCAUACCUUGCUGGUCAGGUAGUUACUCUAAUUGUUUAAUGGUGCUGUGACAUUAAAUCUGCCUUCCUGGGCUACUGAUACAGCUUACUGAACAAGGUUUGUGCCGUUAAAGCCCAGUAAGAAGAUUAUGUCCUUCAAUGUGUCGUUGGUUAUAUGCUUCACCAUGUGUAUGUUAGUCAGCCGGCCUUAAUAAAGUAUCAUGUUCUAAGUCAGGAGAAUGUUACAGUGUGCAGUCAGUAUGUGUUACUAACCCAGUAGGGUAUUAUCAACCAGCAGAACGUGUUAUCAACUGGUCAUACUCAGUACAGUGGGA